UAUUCACAGAGCACCCAGAUUUUGCAGAAGAUUUCAAACCAAAGAACCAAGUGGUGAAGAAGGAAUACAUGAAUGUCCUUCUCAACCUCGUUGAGACACUUAACAAGCCUUCACAGAAUCACUCAGAGACUGAUCUAAGCAAUGCUCACAGCAAUUUGAGUGAGCUGAUGGAACAAGGCUUCAAGCUGGAAUGGUUGAAAUCAAAGCUUGAUGAGGUUUCCUUGAUGAGGAAGAAAGCAGAUGCUGAUGUCCAACAACUCGAUGAACGUGUUAAAAAACUUGAGCUGAUGAACUUGGAUUUGAAAACAAAGCUUGAGGAGGUUUCCUUGGAGAGGAAGAAAUCAAAUGAUGCUGAUAGGUCUCGGGUCCAACAACUCGAGGAAUGCUUCAAGAACCUUGAGAUGGUGGUGUUGGAUCUCAAAGUUAAACUUGGCAAGGAGGAGGCCAAAUCUUCUGCUGAUGGUUUUUUGCUGGUCGACGAGGUUGAUUGACGUAGAGAUUCUAAUAGUCUAGU
This is a messenger RNA of Arabidopsis lyrata subsp. lyrata, 514 nucleotides long. RefSeq names its product MATH domain and coiled-coil domain-containing protein At2g42475-like. The coding region runs from base 69 to 491 and encodes 140 amino acids. Lineage: Eukaryota; Viridiplantae; Streptophyta; Magnoliopsida; Brassicales; Brassicaceae. The transcript has a single exon. The record is from RefSeq and is a predicted model, not a curated record.